This is a messenger RNA of Scheffersomyces stipitis CBS 6054, 1377 nucleotides long. RefSeq names its product glucan exo-1,3-beta-glucosidase (gene EXG2). Gene Ontology annotation, cellular component: cell surface; extracellular region. The transcript is spliced from 2 exons. The record is from RefSeq and is a predicted model, not a curated record. The annotation marks the transcript as partial. Gene Ontology annotation, molecular function: glucan exo-1,3-beta-glucosidase activity. Gene Ontology annotation, biological process: glucan catabolic process. Lineage: Eukaryota; Fungi; Ascomycota; Pichiomycetes; Serinales; Debaryomycetaceae.
AACAUCACCAACUCCACCAUCCAAUCUCAGUACAAUUCCAACAAUUUCCAGUACCAGGGCGUAGCCAUCGGAGGCUGGCUUGUGCUUGAGCCAUAUAUAACGCCGUCCUUAUUUCUUGCCUUUAACCAAACGGCGAACACCACAGAGAAGGAUAUUCCCGUGGACGAAUAUCACUAUUGUAAGAAAUUGGGCUACGAGGAAGCUGAGAAAAGACUAACUCAGCAUUGGGACACGUUCUACACCGAGAACGACUUUGCCGACAUCAAGAAUGCCGGCUUGAACAUGGUGCGGAUCCCCAUUGGAUAUUGGGCUUUCCAGAAACUCGAUGGCGACCCAUAUGUUCUGGGAGCCCAGGACUACUUGGACAAGGCCCUAGAAUGGGCCAAAAACAACGAUCUUAAAGUAUGGAUCGAUUUGCAUGGAGUUCCGGGGUCACAAAAUGGAUUUGACAAUUCUGGAUUUAGAGAUAUCGGAUACCCUGGCUGGUUCAACAGUACAGAAAACGUGAACUUGACAAAACAAGUUCUUCACCAAAUUUACCACAAAUAUGGUACUGGAGAGAACGCCAUAAAUUAUAGGGACACCAUUCUCGGUAUUGAAGUCGUUAACGAACCCUUCACUCCAAAGUUGUCGAUGUCAAGGUUGCAAAGUUUCUAUAUAGACACCUACAUUGACUCCAGAAAAACACAGACUCUCAACAAUACAAUCGUCAUUCAUGAUGGGUUUGAGGGGAUUGGCUAUUGGAACGAUUUCCUUGCUGGUGGAAAAGUUUAUUCCAACAGUAGCUAUCUCAACACUGUUGCUUCAGCAGAAGUUUUUAACGUGUUGAUUGAUCACCACCAUUAUGAGGUGUUUGCCUCUUCAGUUGCUUCGAACAUCACGACACAUUUGCUGAAUAUUCGAGGAUACAGUCAAUCUAUCAAGGACGAGUUAAAGUAUCAUCCGGCUGUAGUAGGCGAGUGGUCAGCAGCCUUGACUGACUGUACACCUUGGCUCAAUGGAGUCGGCCUAGGAGCUCGAUACGCAGGAGAAGCACCCUAUGAUAACACUACCAAGGUGGGAAAAUGUGACAACAUCAACAAUUUCGACAAAUGGACCAAACAGCAGAAGAAAAAUACCCGGAAAUUUAUUGAGAUACAAUUAGAUCAGUACUCUCGUUAUUCGAACGGGUGGAUUUUCUGGUGUUGGAAGACUGAAACCACCAUCGAAUGGGAUUUCAAAAAGCUUGUAGAGUUGGACUUGAUGCCCCAACCGCUUAACAAUUUUACGUAUAUCGUAAAUGGAACAGAUACAGAUCCUGAUAGUGGAGCUUCUCUUGCAAGGCUCAGUUUGUUUAUCCCAGUGGCACUGGUCUUGAUGUUCGUUGCUUUUUUUUAA